UUUUUUUGGAAAAGAAAAUGAAUUUCUCAUACAUCUACCGUCGCCCUUUCUUGUCUUCCAAUCUUCCUUCCCUAAAACCCACCUUCCCUCCCUCCUACCCACCUCAUCUCUCUCUUUACUCUCUCGUCUCUUUACAUGGCGGCGAAGCCAAAAUAAACCGGAAUUCCUCAAUUAACAACCAUGCCGACCUACACUGCAAUCGCGCUAGAAAACCUACUCGAGCCUAGAGUUCGGGAUUCCCUCAAGAAGCCCGAGCCGGAGGGCCCGAACCCAGAGAAUGGGCGCUCGAGGCACCUGUACAUAUCCCCGGCCCUUUAUGCCACGCCGGAGCAGUCACCCAUACCCGAGUACUCCUCGCAUGACCCUCCCUCCCCUUCUCCUUACGUUGCAAAUCACAAGCGCCGCGGAGGAGGGCAUGUCAGAAUUCCGGAAAUGCGCCGCGGCGGUGACGAAACCGAGGGUUCUAGUGUGGAGGAGGAGGAGGCGGAGAAGUUUUUGAACGAGGGCGUUGACGGUGUAGCUGAGGAGGAUGAGGGGUGUCUCGAUCCGAUGAGUGAGGUGGCGAGUGAGUUGGAUGCAGCUGAUUUGAGCCAAAUUCAAAUGGAGAGCCGCAGCUUCGUUUCGGCGCAAGGGGAAUUCUUCGACGCGAUCGAUGAGUUCUCCUCUGAUGGGUCCACUUCAAACACACCAUCAUGUGAUCAUAGACUUGAAUCAGAAUUGCAUGCGUCAAGGCUCAAUCUUCUUGAGGAAAUUGAAAAGAGAAAGAUUGCAGAGGAAACUUUUCUUUUGAUGCACAGUCGGUGGGAGAAAAUCAGGAUCCUUAUGUCUGAAGCUGGACUUACUUUUCCUGCUCCUCCUGCUAUUAGUGAUGGCAUGCAGCUCGAGGAUCAGGAAGUGGAUAAAAUGUCCCAGGAAGUUGUUGCUGCUAAAUUUGUUGCUGAAGCAGUUGGAAGGGGUCUAGCACGCGCUGAGGCUGAAGAAACUGCUUCGGCGAUCAUUGAAUUGAAAGACCUGGAGAUCCUCCGGCUACGUGAUAGAUUGCAGUACUAUGAAACUGUUAAUCAUGAAAUGUCCCAGAGGAAGCUUGUUGAGGUCGCACGUAGACAACAAGAAAGGAAGAGUAGAAGGAGGUGGCUAUGGAGUAUUAUGGGAAUGGCAUUUGGAAUUGGGGCAUCAUUGGCUGCUUAUUCAUAUAUUUCUCAUACUAGUGAAUCUGUGUCAACCCAAGAGUGUGGCGACUCUGCUGACUCCUCCUCUUCUAUUGUCCCGCUGGAGACCUCCUGUGGCCAUUAGCGUAGCUGGUGGUAAAUUUGUUGACUUAUCUUUUGAAUUUGCGGUACAUUUUCUCUAGCUAGUGUUGGAUCAGAGCUUAGGUAGGUAGAUCAAUGGCUAAAGCCUCUUGGCUGCAUUUGUUCUCUUCUUACCACUUUUUCAAGAUUGCUCGCAGCAACGCAGAGAGAAGUUUAGUUUAGUGAGUUAUCUAUUAUCGGAAGCAUGGUGUCUGAUGUUGAAUUUGAUACCUGUUAGUUAGAACUUUCAUUUCGAAACUACUGAGUAACGUGUAGCUAAUUUCCCGAAUUGAGUCAGGAGUUAUACAGUGCUAGAUUGCUUAA
Messenger RNA from Salvia miltiorrhiza (redroot sage), 1613 nucleotides. RefSeq lists its product as uncharacterized. The coding region runs from base 181 to 1293 and encodes 370 amino acids. The record is from RefSeq and is a predicted model, not a curated record. Lineage: Eukaryota; Viridiplantae; Streptophyta; Magnoliopsida; Lamiales; Lamiaceae. The transcript is spliced from 3 exons.